This is a messenger RNA of Onthophagus taurus, 3847 nucleotides long. RefSeq names its product phosphatidate phosphatase LPIN (gene Lpin). Lineage: Eukaryota; Metazoa; Arthropoda; Insecta; Coleoptera; Scarabaeidae. Gene Ontology annotation, biological process: cellular response to insulin stimulus; positive regulation of transcription by RNA polymerase II; triglyceride biosynthetic process. The record is from RefSeq and is a predicted model, not a curated record. Gene Ontology annotation, cellular component: nucleus. Gene Ontology annotation, molecular function: phosphatidate phosphatase activity; transcription coactivator activity.
AGUCUGGAUCUGUCAAACAAAGUGAGAUAAAGGAGAGCUGUGUUAAUGGUGUUUCUUGAAAUUUUGCAGUUGUGCUCGAUUAUUAAGCGAUAACAACCGGUUGUAUGAGUCGAUGAGAGUAGAUUCUCUGACGCCGUUCAAGUUGCGCAUGUCAGACUCAACGAUGGUCGUUUAAAAACGAGCGCGAGCUCACCACAGAAACACAGUCAUUUAGAACGCGCGAGUCGAAAAUCCGUUAUCAAGUGAUAAUUUUAGAAGAGUGCAUUUCCGAUUUGAUAAAAUCGGAAUAGUUUUUUUAUAAUUGUUUCAAUAAGGCUACACAGUGAACGCAAAAUCGAGUAAAUACGGCAAGACCAAGUCUGCCGCCAUGCAUGGAAUGAACUAUAUUGGUCGUUUCUUUCACAAUUUUAAAGAGUUUUAUAACGACAUCAAUGGGGCAACUUUAACGGGGGCUAUAGAUGUUAUCGUGGUGGAACAACAAGAUGGAAGUUACAACUGCAGCCCUUUUCACGUUCGAUUUGGAAAAUUGGGAGUGUUAAGAAGUAAAGAGAAGAUUGUUGAUAUUGAAAUUAAUGGAGAACCACAAGAGAUUCAUAUGAAAUUGGGCGAAAGUGGUGAGGCAUUCUUCGUUGAAACAAAUAGUCCGGAAACUGAAGAAAUCCCGGAUCAUUUAGCGACCUCCCCGAUUCCAAUUUCACAUUUAGAAGAACUUUAUAACGCUCAAGGACGUCGAAGAAAUAGUAUUAGUUUGGUUGAAGACAGCAAAGAGUUUGCGAAGAUUGAAAAUCAAGUUAAUGAUUAUACCAAGCGUAGAUACACCGCGGGAAAUGAUGAUGAACGUAAUAGAAAAAGAGAAUUCUUGGAAAGACAAAUUGUUCUUGGAAACAUCGAAGUUCGAGAACAAAGUACUGAAGAUUUAUCGCUCUCUAUGCAAUCUGCGAAGUUAACCAGUGAUGAUAUAACUACCAAAGAUGAUGUUUCUGAAACUAUAUUCCAUAUGGACAGUUUGGAUAUGGAUAGCAAAUCGGAGGAUAAAAACGAAGAAAUUUUACCUAAAAAGGAGUUAUUGAAUAAAGUUCAGUUACCCACCACUCCAAGUCAAGUUCAAAUUCAAAUUGAAAAUGAAGUUACUAGAAGUGGAAAUAAAAAGAAGAAGAGGAAGAAGUCUUUGAUGAAAAAGAAAAAUUCCCAAAGAAAAACUUCCGCCGUUAACGAACCUCAACAAGAAGGAGUGGGUGAAUCAGCUCAGGAAUCUUCCACUAGUGAUGUUAAAGGUGAAACUUCGUCCACCGAUAGAAGUUCUAUGGGAAGUGCACCAGAAGAAAUAGAACAGAAGGAAUUACCAAAAAUCGACACCGAUGCUAGUCCUUGUUCAAAUAAUAGUAGAAAAGUUCUAGAUCCAGAAUUUCAUUUCUUCAGCGACACCGAAUUAACAACUGGGCAAGAAGAUUCCAGACCGAAUACACCAAUUCACAUCGAAUCUGUUCAAUCAGAUACAGAAUUUGAAGUCCAAAAAAGCAAAGGGGGGAAAAAUGACAAUGAUUCAACUCAAAGCUGGGCUUGGGGUGAAUUCCCAGUUAAUGUUGAAGGAUCAACUGGAACAAGUGGAAGCACUCAACAAAUUGAUAAAGAGCAACAACACAACUCGAUGCUUAGCAGUAUGUUUUCGUUUAUGAAACAAACGAAAUAUAGGCAAAGAAAUAGUGCUAGUGAAGGAAUGUAUCUCGCCGAAUUAAGUUCUGGGGCUAUUGAUCCAAGUGUUGCUGCUUUGUAUUUCCAAGGAGCUAGACAAAAGAAAGAUGGAGAUAUGGAUUGCGAAUCAGGAAAUGGUCCAUCUUUAACUCAAAGCCCAAAUAGCGUCGAAGGAUCUAAAUCCAUUGACUCAGACUUUGAUGAUCCAAAAAUUGUUAAUUCAUAUUUCCAAGAUGUCGCUUUAUCAAUGUGCGGUUGGGAGCCUGAACCAAAUGAACGUAAUUUUAUUAAACACAUCGUUCCAUUCAGCGAUUUAUGCAACAAUCCGUCUCUACUUGAAUCCCCAAAUCUAGUCGUGCGACUUCGUAAUAAGUAUUACACGUGGAAAGUUGCAGCUCCUAUUAUUUCUAGUAUCGUCAUAUACCAAAGACCCCUACCACAACCAACUGUAGAUCAGUUAUGUAAUUUGCACAUGCCACAACCUUCAUCUGCGCAAGAAAAAGAACAAAAGGAGGAGAAACAACAGGAAAGUCGUUAUUCUUGGUUUAAAUGGGGACGGAGCAGGACUUCGCGGGAAACCACGCCCGCCUUGGAAAGCGUUCCAAUUGAAAUUGCUAAAGAAAUUAUCAAAGAUAAAGUAGAAGAUGAUAAGGACAAUCCUAAUACUUCAAUUGAUAUAGAAGCUAUUGAAGAAACAAGAUCGAACAGUUCAGGAAGUGAAACUGGAAAAGAUAUUUCUGAAGUAAAAAGUAUGACUGAACAAACCACUUCAACUUCUGUAGAAAAAUGCAGAAAAACUCUUAGGCUUACUUCUGAUCAAAUUGCACGUUUAAAUCUUCGAGAUGGAAUGAACGAGGUUGAAUUUAGCGUAACAACAGCUUAUCAAGGAACGACAAGAUGCAAGUGUCACCUUUAUAAAUGGAAAUGGGACGACAAAAUUGUUAUUUCCGAUAUUGACGGAACAAUAACAAAGUCUGAUGUUUUGGGACACAUUCUUCCAAUCGUUGGAAAAGAUUGGGCUCAAUCUGGAGUAGCUCAACUUUUCAAUAAAAUCAAAGAUAACGGCUAUAGGCUUUUGUAUUUAAGCGCAAGGGCGAUUGGUCAAGCGAGAUUAACUCGCGAAUAUUUGAAGUCAAUUCGUCAGGGUGAUUUAACAAUGCCAGAUGGACCGUUACUUUUGAAUCCAACCUCUUUAAUCACAGCUUUUCAUCGAGAAGUUAUUGAAAAGAAACCUGAACUGUUUAAAAUAAGCUGUUUAAGCGAUAUUCGUGCGCUGUUUCCAUCCGAUUCAAAUCCAUUUUAUGCUGGAUAUGGAAAUAGAAUCAAUGAUGUUUGGGCUUAUACAGCUGUUGGUAUUCCAAUUGUUCGUAUUUUUACAAUUAAUCCUAAAGGUGAACUCAAACACGAAUUGACUCAAACAUUCCAAUCUAGUUAUUCGAACAUGACAUAUAUUGUUGAUCAACUCUUUCCAUCAUUACCAGAGGAUGCAACAGAUUAUUCUCAAUUUGUUUAUUGGCGUGAGCCGCUAAUACUUUUGGAAGAGCUUGGCGAGGUUGCCUAAUUACCGUUUUUAAUAUUACCAGAUAUUGUUAGCUAAAGCAUUUACCAUUUGUAGAACUAGUAGUAUUUUAUCCUCAAAGCGUUUCAAUAGUGAUAAAAAUAUUAAAACGUACCCGUUGCGGUUAAGCUACCCACAGAAACCUCCGUUUUGAAAGAAUAAAAAAACUUAUAAAGCGAUUGUACUCCUUGCUUAUUGAUGAUGAUAGUCUUUGCUUGGUCCUCAAACGUAUAUAUCAUAUCUAUAUAUUAUAUUUUUUCUUAUUUAUUUUUUAUGUAUUGUAUUGAUUAUUUAAUAAUUGGGAUAUGAUUUUUUUGUUCAAACUUUUUAAUGGUAGGUUCAACGACAAUUUCUGUUGUAAACUUUUUCCCUCUAUUUUAUUAAUUAAUUAUUAAAGCAUAGCAUUUGGGAAGCUUUAAAUAUUCCCUUUUACCAUGAUAUUUUUAUGUGAUAUUUUUAUUGUAUUUCAGUUAUCUUUAUUGUGUAUUAGUAAAGGAUAGAUUAUUUUUCAUCCAUUUGGUUAUUUAUUUAACUUUCCGUUUAUUUGUGAUUGAUGGAUUGCUAUUGAUAGUGGAAUAAAGUAUUUGUCGUAUUUUA